Fusarium coffeatum is the source of this 1629-nucleotide messenger RNA. RefSeq lists its product as uncharacterized. The record is from RefSeq and is a predicted model, not a curated record. Gene Ontology annotation, cellular component: peroxisomal matrix; cytoplasm. The coding region runs from base 1 to 1629 and encodes 542 amino acids. Lineage: Eukaryota; Fungi; Ascomycota; Sordariomycetes; Hypocreales; Nectriaceae. Gene Ontology annotation, molecular function: malate synthase activity. The transcript has 3 exons. Gene Ontology annotation, biological process: glyoxylate cycle.
AUGGCAUCUCUCGAUUCUGUCCUCCAAGGCGUUUCUGUCUCCGGCAAGGUUGACGAUGUCCAUCGCAAGAUUCUCACUCCUGAGGCUCUAGGUUUCCUUGCUCUUCUGCACCGCUCCUUCAAUGAACGACGUAAGAGCCUACUUGAACGCCGCAAGACUCGUCAGGCCGAGCUCGACAGAGGCGUCCUGCCCGAUUUCCUUCCCGAAACUAAGCACAUUCGCGAGAACCCUACUUGGAAGGGCGCUGCUCCGGCCCCCGGUCUAGUGGAUCGUCGUGUUGAAAUCACUGGUCCCACUGACCGGAAGAUGGUCGUCAACGCGCUGAAUGCCAACGUCUACACUUACAUGGCCGAUUUUGAGGAUUCAAGCGCCCCUACUUGGGACAGCAUGAUCAAUGGACAAGUCAAUCUCUACGACGCCAAUCGUCGUCAGGUUGACUUCAAGCAGGGCCCCAAGGAGUACAAGCUUCGCACCGAUCGCAAGUUGCCCACCUUGAUCGUUCGUCCUCGUGGUUGGCACCUCGAGGAGAAGCAUGUUACAGUUGAUGGUGAACCAAUCUCUGGUUCCCUCUUCGAUUUCGGUCUCUACUUCUUUCACAAUGCUUUCGAGACACAGCGUCAGGGCUUUGGUCCUUACUUCUACCUCCCCAAGCUAGAAAGUCACCUCGAGGCUCGUCUCUGGAACGAUGCCUUCAACCUUGCUCAGGACUAUAUCGGUAUGCCGCGUGGUACAAUCCGAGGCACAGUCCUUAUUGAGACCAUCCUUGCCGCUUUCGAGAUGGAUGAGAUCAUCUACGAGCUCCGUGACCACAGCUCUGGCCUUAACUGCGGUCGAUGGGACUACAUCUUCAGUGUUAUCAAGAAGUUCCGCAACAACCCCAACUUUGUCCUUCCUGACCGUUCUGCCGUCACGAUGACUGUGCCCUUUAUGGAGUCAUAUGUGAAGCUCCUCAUCCAAACCUGCCACAAGCGAGGAGUUCACGCUAUGGGUGGCAUGGCUGCUCAGAUCCCCAUCAAGAACGACGACGCUGCCAACGACAAGGCGAUGGAGGGUGUGCGUGCUGAUAAGCUCCGUGAAGUUCGUGCUGGACACGACGGUACCUGGGUCGCUCAUCCUGCCCUUGCUAGCAUCGCUACCGAGAUCUUUGAUAAGCACAUGCCCACUCCCAAUCAGCUUUUUGUACGCAGAGAUGAUGUUACGAUCGGACAAAACGAUUUGCUCAACAUGAACGUCCCUGGCACCAUCACAGAAGAUGGUAUCAAGAAGAACCUUAACAUCGGUCUCGGCUAUAUGGAGGCCUGGAUCCGAGGAGUGGGCUGUGUCCCUAUCAACUACCUUAUGGAGGACGCUGCCACAGCUGAGGUCUCGCGCAGUCAGCUCUGGCAAUGGGUCAAGCAUGGUGUUAGCACCGCCGAUGGCAAGCGUGUUGACAAGGCAUAUGCUCUGAAGCUUCUCAAGGAAGCUGCCGAUCAACUUGCUGCCUCUGCUCCCAAGGGUAACAAGUACCAUCUCGCUGCUCAGUACUUUGCUGGUCAGGUCACUGGCGAGGAUUAUGCCGACUUCCUUACAACACUUCUAUACAAUGAGAUCACUCAGGCCGGACCUCCCAGCCCUGCUUCAAAACUAUAA